Messenger RNA from Staurois parvus, 339 nucleotides. Lineage: Eukaryota; Metazoa; Chordata; Amphibia; Anura; Ranidae. The record is from the annotation of a GenBank genome assembly.
AGACCUGAAAGUGGCACAUGGCAGAGUGUGGCGAUGGAGACAGCAGCAAUGGGAGGCCGUACAGCACCCUAUGUCAAAAAAAUUGAACACACCAGCAGUGUGAGGAGACCUGAAAGUGGCACAUGGCAGAGUGUGGCGAUGGAGACAGCAGCAAUGGGAGGCCGUACAGGGACCCAUGAGAGACUCUGGACCUGGCAGCAGCAUGAGGAGGCGGUACAGGGGCCCAUGGCAGAUUAGGGGCCUGGCAGCAGCUAUGGGAGGCCCGUAAUCUGCCAGCACCCUAUGUCAAAAAAUGGAACACACCAGCAGUGUGUGUGAGGAGACCUGAAAGUGGCACAU